AAUAAUAUAUUGCCAAGUAGAUAUUUUUGCGCAGAUAUUCUCCAGCCAUAACAAAAAUAUCUUAUGGAUACUAAAGUCGUCGGACUUAAAGGUGUUAUAAAGGUUUCAGGGUUACAAUGAAGUUGCUUUCCAUUUCAAAUUUUCUGACAUUAACAUUUACUAUCUACAAUAUAAAAACUCAAGUUUUGUAUCCUACCGAAAAUUUCAUCAAAGAUAGUGUUUACAGUCAGAUUUGGGCGAUAGAGGAAGGACUGACUGCCACACUAGAAAGACUUAAGGAAAAAGAGAAUGAAUUUCAGGAGAAGGAGGAUACAUGUAUUAUUAAGGAAAAAGAGACAGAAAUUAAUACGUUAAAAGAAGAAAAUGUUAAGCUGAAGGAAGUGAAUGAUAACUCAUACGAAUAUUUCUUGAAUGAGAUCUGUAACCGUCAACCUCAACUGGCCUUGGCUCAUCGGUAUGAAUGUCAACUUUAUUAUAAUUGUUCAGCCAGGACCUCUUUGGGAGCUUGGGAGCCCCUCUCCCAUUUGUUUGAGUGCACAUAUCCUUACGUCUUUUCCGUUACAACACACCAAUGUAAAAACUACACGGAAGUAGAUUGUGGGAAUAGAUCUCUUCCUGUUUGGGAAUGCCAAUACCGCAGGAACAAAUGUAAGUACGGAGGUCGUUGUGUCCCGUGUGAGCACCUGUACCCACCAUGCAUCGGUAAAGCAGACGGCCUGUGGCCAUGGGUGGCGAAAUAUCCAUCACCCUAUUACACGAUUUGUAAAGAUGAAAGAUCAAUCUCCACUGGUAAUUGCGAGACAGAUUCUGAAUGGAACUCGGAAGCGUUUCCUUACAAUGGCACCUGCACUUCACGUUUCAACAUACCUACGUCAUACGGAGGACUUUUACCUUCAUGUGCCGGGAAGUCUGAUGGAAGCUACAAAUUUUCUGAAAGAUGUGAUGCAUAUUAUGCAUGUAAUAAUGGAGUAGCCAGAGCUGUCAAAUGUAGCUCAGGGUUUAAUUUUGAUGCUAAUUCCGGUUCUUGUCAGUAUAUGGCAAACUGUACAUAAUACAUAAUAUAUCCAUUAUAUACAAAAUGUGUCGUUUCAAACUUUGAUCCACCUAAUAGUAUUUUUUUAGUAUUUGUUUGACAUGUUUGAAUAAA
This is a messenger RNA of Saccostrea cuccullata (small rock oyster), 1147 nucleotides long. RefSeq lists its product as uncharacterized. Bases 117 to 1052 code for a protein of 311 amino acids. The transcript has 3 exons. The record is from RefSeq and is a predicted model, not a curated record. Gene Ontology annotation, cellular component: extracellular region. Gene Ontology annotation, molecular function: chitin binding. Lineage: Eukaryota; Metazoa; Mollusca; Bivalvia; Ostreida; Ostreidae.